Molecule: messenger RNA, 1107 nt
Organism: Triticum urartu
Lineage: Eukaryota; Viridiplantae; Streptophyta; Magnoliopsida; Poales; Poaceae
Molecular function (GO): protein binding
Source: RefSeq, a predicted model, not a curated record
AUGGCGGCGCCGCGACCAUGGUCCAGCCUCCACCUAGACCUUCUCUCCCGUAUAUUCCUCCUCUUGUCCUGCGUGGCCGACCGCGUGAGGGCGUCCGCCGUGAACAAGCACUGGCGCCAGGUCGCGCUGCAGAAUCCGUCGCCACUGCCAUCCCUCCUCAUGCCGUCCACCGCCAGGACCGAGAUCUAUCGGAUCUUCGGCGGCUUCGCCGAUCCGAGCCCGCCCCUCGCCGCCGAGCGGCGCGGAGAGCGUUUCUGCGGCUCGGCUCCGGGCGGCUGGUUCGUGGUCGCAUCCCCGCGCUGGCGCGGCCACGCCCUGCUGAACCUCCGCACGGGCGUGCGCAUCCCCAUGAUGAUCCGCGCAGCCGCCAUGUCCGCCGCGCCGCCGUCUGGCGCCUGCUUCGUCGCCGCCAUGACGUCCAGCCAGAUCAACAUGGCGUUCUGGCGCCCGGGCAUGGACCGCUGGUUGUCGGCGCCGGUGGGAAGGGCGCCGCCGGAACCGCGCGACGCCCAGGACCUGACUUUCCACGACGGCUGGUUCUGCGUCGUCGACUCAGACGAUGACCUCUUCUGCUACAAGACAGAAAUCGCCCCUGCUGUAGCUGGAGGCGGCGGCUCUUCGCUUACUAUUCAUCAUAUCGCUUACAAGAUCCGUCGUCACCCCUUGAUGGCCACGACGGACCCCGGGGAGAUCGUCUCUCGCUACGUCCUGCCCUCUGCCUCCGGUACCGAUCUGCUCAUGGUGUGGAGGUUCAUCUCGCCGGCGAGGGGAGGCACGUGGCGGUUCCUGGUCUUCAAGCUACAGAAGCCACAGGACGGACUGCCGGCUUGCUGGCGCUCGUACCGGAUGAGCGGGCAGGUGCUCUUCGUCGGCCGGGCCAGCUCCAAGGCCUUCGACACGGGCCACGCCGGCAGCCCGGGCUACAUCUACUUCCUGGACGACGUCUACCCUGGUGGUCCGCACAGAGUCCUCCAGCAGAACAAGUAUCCCUGUGCCGAUGCCGGCGGGUGGCGUUACUCAUUCCCCCACGAGAUCGAGAUCGAGCGGUGCCUGCCAUCCGCGCCCCCCUCGGACACCUCGCCGUGCAUUUGGUACCACCAUCAAUGA